GUCACGUUUCCUGGCGGCGCGUGACCUACGAACCGGAAGUGGACGAGCGCCGCUCCGUUCAUUCGCUUGGAUUUUUUUCCCCCAGUGUGGUAGAACUGACAUCAUCCUAAAGAAUGUCUUCAGAUGCCAAGAAGAGGAAGCCAAAAGUGUUUCGCAGUGAAGAAGGGAAGCGAAGCCGCCAUGAGGAGCAGGAGGGGCGAUAUUACAGUGAGGAGUCAGAGGUAGAUUUACGAGACCCAAAAAAGGACUACGAGCUGUACAAGGAGACCUGUGAAGAUCUGCAGAGGCUCAUGGCUGAAAUUCAGGAUCUGAAAAGCAAGGAGAGCAAAGAUGCGUCUGCAGAGAUCGAGGAAAGACGUAUCCAGAGUUGUGUACACUUCAUGACCCUGAAAAAACUGAAUCGCUUGGCUCACAUCCGGCUAAAAAAAGCUAGAGAUCAAACUCAUGAGGCUAAACAGAAAGUGGAUGCAUAUCAUUUGCAGCUGCAGAACUUGUUGUAUGAAGUUAUGCACCUUCAGAAGGAGAUCACCAAGUGUCUGGAGUUUAAGUCAAAACAUGAAGAAAUUGAACUUGUGAGUGUGGAAGAGUUUUAUCGAGAGGGUCCUCCAGAGAUUUGCAAGCCAGAGAUUACAUCCAAUGACCCACAUCAGCAAACAUUAGCUCGUCUGGACUGGGAGCUUGAACAGAGGAAAAGGUUGGCAGAGAAGUAUAAAGAGAGUUUGGCUAGUAAAGAGAAGAUUCUAAAGGAGAUCGACAUUAAGAAGGAAUAUCUAAACAGCCUCCAGCCACAGCUUCAAAGCAUUAUGCAGGCUUCAUUGCCGGUACAGGAAUACUUAUCAAUGCCAUUUGAUUGUAUGCAUAAACAGUAUGAGACAGCACGACAUCUACCUGCACCUCUGUAUGUGCUGUUUGUUCAAGCUGGCGCCUACAGCCAGGCAUGUGCCCAUAUGAAGAGUUACUCCCAGCCCUAUAGGCAGGAUAAGAAGCUUGUGGUCAGCAUUGAAGGCAGUGUUGAAGAAGCAAAGGCCUUAUUUAAACCACCCGAGGAUUCUCAAGAUGAUGAAAGUGAUUCUGAUGCAGAGGAGGAGCAAACUACAAAACGUCGGCGUCCAACACUUGGGGUGCAGCUAGAUGAUAAAAGGAAGGAGAUAUUAAAGAGGCACCCACUGUGUGUUUCCCUCAUAGUAAAAUGCAAAGAUAACAGCUCUUUAAAUCUUACUUGCUACUUCCUUAUGAACCUCAAUAUCCUUACUGUGAAGGCAAAAGUCUUUCCAGCGUCUGAACUGGCAAGCUCCAUCAAUGCUGGUGAGCUACUGAACCCUGACACAGUUCUCAGCUGCCUCUACCCCGGAGAUGAUGGAAAGAAAACUCCCAACCCAGCUAACCAGUAUCAGUUUGAUAAAGUGGGUAUCUUGGAUCUGAGUGACUAUAUAUCAGAGCUUGGCCAUCCCUAUCUGUGGGUACAAAGAAUGGGAGGACUGCAUUUUCCAACAGAUCAACCUCAGCCGUCAGUCGUAGCAGACAACACUCUAAGCGCCAGCCACAUGGAGAAGACCAUUAAGUUAUUGAGGUCACGGCUAUUGUCUCGUUUAUCUCUGCACAAGCAGUUUGCUUCUUUAGAACAUGGCAUUAUUCCAGUUUCUGUAGAAUGCCAGAAUCUCUUUCCGGCAAAGGUCGUAUCCCGUCUAACUAGAUGGAGUAUGAUACCGUAUGAAGAUUAUGUGAUGCUUCCGUAUACUAAAGAAAUUGUGGAGUGUGGCUUAGCACUGAACACCCAUCUUUAUUAUUCCCUUAUGAUUGACAGGGGGACAGCCAAACUUCACGGAGCAGUAGUUCUUAAUCCUGGUUAUUGCGUCAUCCCUCCACUGUUUAGUCUUUGCCUCAACUGGAAGGGUGAGCGUAGUUCCAGAAAUGAUGAAAACAUUCGAGUUAUGGAAAGUGAAAUCAACGUCUACUAUAAAGAACUUAGUGGUCCUUCCCCUGGGUUUCAGUUGCUGACAAAUCAGCUGCAAAGACUGUGCAUGUUGUUGGAUGUCUAUUUGGAGACAGAAUGCCAUGAUAACAGUGUGGAGGGUCCACAUGAAUUUCCUCCAGAGAAGAUAUGUCUUCGUUUGGUUAAGGGACCCAGCCGUAUGAAGCCUUUCAAGUAUAAUUCUCCACAAGGGUUUUUCAGCCACCGCUGAAACACAGAUCAUCACUAUUUUUUUAUUCAUUUGUUUGUUUAGCUGUUUCCUUCCCAUCACCACAUUGUGGAAGCAGAUGGUGUAAUAGUUUGAAAUAAACCAUUGUCCAAAAUGA
Bufo gargarizans (Asiatic toad) is the source of this 2298-nucleotide messenger RNA. RefSeq names its product THO complex 5 (gene THOC5). The transcript has 20 exons. NCBI's taxonomy places the organism in Eukaryota, Metazoa, Chordata, Amphibia, Anura, Bufonidae. Gene Ontology annotation, cellular component: THO complex part of transcription export complex. The record is from RefSeq and is a predicted model, not a curated record. Gene Ontology annotation, biological process: positive regulation of DNA-templated transcription, elongation; mRNA export from nucleus. Gene Ontology annotation, molecular function: mRNA binding. The coding region runs from base 114 to 2183 and encodes 689 amino acids.